AUGACGUCAUCGAAAAAUGCUGUCGAUUAUAGAAAUUACAAUCACAUCGUCCAGAAAGAAUUAUUCACAAAAUUGAUCACCGAACUGGACAUAAAACCUGGGUUCAGAUGUCUUGACAUUGGCUGUGGACCUGGUAAUUUUACUAAACUUUUAGUUGAUUGUGUGGGACAAGAUGGAUAUGUUCUUGGUAUUGAUCCUGAUGAAGACAGAAUAAAUCUUGCGAAAAUAACAUACACUGAUUUUCCUAACUUAGAAUUUUUGUGUGUAAAAGCUCAAGACAUGCCAACUGAUCUACAAAAGUUUGAUGUUGUCUUUUCAAGCUGUGUAAUGCAUUUCUUAACAAACGUAGAGAAAUGGAGAACAUUUGAGAAUGUUUUUAAGACACUUACAUCUCAGGGUACCUUUAGUUUCGGUUGCCCAUUAGAAAUACCUGCCGCUAUAAAAGAGGUUUAUCGUCACGUAGAAGACCAAAAUAUCGUACCUUUUUUCGUGAAUUCAGAACAACCAACGGUUAAAAUAUACGAACAAAAGUUAACAGAAGUUGGCUUCAAGGUUAUGAAAAUAAAUGUUGUAGAGAACACGUUUGUUUUUCAAACUUUGGAUCAAUAUUUAGUGUGGCUGAGCGCAUCGGUGAAAUCGGAAAUUGACAUUAUUGAGUUGUGUCGCAAACAUGAAAAUCAUUUGAAUUUGGAAAGAAACAAAAAUGGAGAAUACUUGUUAAAGAACCAUUACGUUUUUGUUUAUGCGCAAAAAGCUUAA
This is a messenger RNA of Hydractinia symbiolongicarpus, 759 nucleotides long. Its product is annotated as malonyl-[acyl-carrier protein] O-methyltransferase-like. The record is from RefSeq and is a predicted model, not a curated record. NCBI's taxonomy places the organism in Eukaryota, Metazoa, Cnidaria, Hydrozoa, Anthoathecata, Hydractiniidae. The transcript has a single exon. The coding region runs from base 1 to 759 and encodes 252 amino acids.